Molecule: messenger RNA, 3708 nt
Organism: Anopheles coluzzii
Lineage: Eukaryota; Metazoa; Arthropoda; Insecta; Diptera; Culicidae
Gene: Sec8
Product: exocyst complex component 4
Exons: 9
Coding region: 176-3355 (1059 amino acids)
Biological process (GO): chemical synaptic transmission; exocytosis; Golgi to plasma membrane transport
Cellular component (GO): growth cone membrane; synapse; exocyst
Source: RefSeq, a predicted model, not a curated record
CCCGUGCAAUUUUUGAUGGAAGUUUUGUUUAUUAUCAUAAUAGUGCGUACGAUUUCCACGACAAAAAGAGCUCCCAGUGGGUUUUCCCUUAAUUGUGCACAUUUUGCGUAAAGGCUCACAUCGUAUUUUCUGUGAGCCAUUCUGGGUAGAACGCUGCGGGCAGUACGAACCCAAAAUGAGCGGUUGCGGACUGCUUGUUUCCGUGAUCAAAACCCUCGAUGCCAGCGAAACGAACGAGCAGCGCGAGCGGGAGAAGCUCAAAAUCGAGCGAGAGUUCCGCAAAACUGACCAACGGUUGAACGAGCUAGUGUCUCGCAGCGAUGGCGACCUCACGCGUGUCAUGCAGCUGUUCGGCAAGGUGUCGACGGAAGUUACGGCCUCCCGGGAGCGGAUACAGGUGGUGAAGGAAAACCUCCAGUCCUGCAAACAGUUGCUGCGCUGCCGCCGGGACGAGCUGAAGAAGCUCUACACCGAUGCGAUCCAGCACAAAUACGUGCUGGAGAUGCUGGACCAGAUCACCGAGAUACGGAAGGUGCCGGCACAGCUGACCGCUUUCCUGGCAAAGAAACACUACCUGCACGCGACCAAGCUGCUGAUGGCGUCGAUCGAAACGACGGACGGAAAGCUGAAGGGCGUCGAAGGGUUGAACGAUCUGCGGCAGGACUUUCAAAACCGCCGCCAGCAGCUGUACGGGAAGCUGCUGGAGGAGCUGAACAAACAUCUGUACGUGUCCAGCACGGCGGACGUGCUGCAAAACUUCCAGCGGCAAGCGUCCGGGCGCAACAGCCAGUACGCGGCCGGCACGUCACCGUUCCAGCGAAACGUUUUGCGCCGCUCGGCCGAACGCGUGGAAGCGAACACGAAAGCGCGCAAGGCGUUGUUUGAGAUCUCCAAGAAUGGGUUUUUGGAUGUGGAUAAAAGUGAAAUUAUCGAAGAUACGGAGCUGCUAGAUCCCGAUGUCAAUUCGUCAUACUUCCUGAGUAUAAUUGUUGAAUGUUUUGCAUUGUUACAGAAAGUGCCUGAAUCGAUUGAGUCAAUAAAAGUACAAAUGCAAAGCGAACUGUUAGCUAUCGUAACCAAAUCAACUCAGCACAUCAAUUCGCUUGAGCAUCUGCCACAGACGCAUCAGCAGCAGCAGCAGCAGCAACAGCAGACAACGCUCGGCAUCACUAGCACUCCAUCAUCUAGCACCGUUGCCACGUGCAACGGGACGCCCUCCGGUGCGUCCAGUGCAGACCCUACCCAGCCCGCUCAACCGGUACCGAUACUCGAGCUGCUCGAUCUGGUGUUCAAGCAGUUUAAGCUGAUCGCCAACGCGCACCAGCAAGCGCUCCGUAACUACGGAAACGUCAUACAACGAUACAACAUUCCGCAAGUGAAGCCUUACGACAUCAUCGAGUACUGGGGGCAGGCCCAGGCCGUGCUCAAGCUCGUGCUCACCGACUAUCUGGACAUCCAGAACGACAGCGGCGACGAGGCGCUGCUGCUGCGCGGCCAGUUCGCCGAGCAGUCGACGAACGUGAACGCUUUCUUCAGUCGUAGAAAAACACCGGGCAAGAAGCUGCUGUUUCGCUUUGACAAAUCGUCUCACACGGCCGACGCCGGCGGGCCGCAGACAGCGGAUGGAGACACGGGCGGGACAAAAGAACACCGGCGCAACCUGUCGAACGUGUCCAACAGCACACCAAAGGAAGAGGCGCUGCUCAACAGCUCGGCGGUCAGUGCAAACUCGUCUCAUCUGCUAAACAGCAGCUUCCAUCAGCAUCAGCCGUAUUAUUUCGGCGGGAAAGAUGCUGCCGCCGAACGGCGAAAGCGCGAACGAGCGCUGGUUUGCCCGGCGGAUGCGUCCCUGGUGCGGAAGAUCUAUCUACCACUGAUGGGAUACAUCCAGGAGAUUGAAAGCUUUAUGAAGUGCAAGUCAGGGCAACCGUGCAGCUUGAACACGUUCCUGGCAAACUACGUGAAGGACGCUUAUCUGGCACGGGGCCACAAUCGCAAUCUGCAGUUGACGAUCGAGUCGCUUUCGAAAGCACAGGACGCCUGGCGAACCAUCAUCAGUCCGGAGGAAAUGAAACGGCUCGGCCUAACGCGUCCACUUUUGCAGAACACUCUCAUCGUGGAGAAUCGAAUUGCUGAAACGAAGAAACUCAUCCAAGAUCUUCCCACCUACUCCGAUGAACUGCUGAAGAUGGUCUGCUCACUGCUGAAGACGUACCGCGAGACGUGUCAGGCCGCGUACCGUGGCAUUGUGCAGCCAGAAACCGAGGACAAACGAAUCUACAGUGUCGCCUGGCUUAAAGAUGACGAUAUUACACGAUUUUUGAAAUCGCUUCCCAACUGGACGGAUCUAAAGUCAUCGAACGCACGGUUGAGGCAACUGCAGCAAAAGCGCCUAAUGAAGACGGAACCCUCGGAGGAGGAAAGUCCCACACAGGUGCAGCAGCGUAACGUGCGCGAGGCGGAAAUGCUUACGAGCAAUCUCGGCGAGGGCGGCAUCUCCCAGCAAGAGAUCCUGUCCGAUGUGGGCGUGCUGAAGGAGCUGGCCAUACUGCAGGAAAGCAUGGAAUGGUUUGCGAGUCGCAUCACCGAGUUUGCCCACGAUUUGAAGAAACCGAUCGUAAACGGCCUGGUGGCGGCCUCACCGGUCACAACGCCCGGCUCUCCCUCGCCCGCCGGUACGGCAACGAUCGUGAACAGUCCGGUCAUAGUGAAGGACGGUAUGAUCAAGGUGCUGAUCAAUCUGGCACUGGAGUUUGAGGAGCUCGCCAACACGUGCCUGCUGGUGCUGCAUCUGGAGGUGCGCGUGCAGUGUUUCCAUUACCUGCGCUCGAGCCCCUCCGAUCGGUACAAGGCGAACAAUCCCAACAAGAACGAUUCGCUCGAACCGGACGCAAAGGUGCUGAAGCUAACGAAGGUACUGUCGGACAUGGACGAAGCGCUUAGCUCCACGUUGCACCCGCGGAAAACGAAGUACGUCUUCGAAGGGUUGGCACAUCUGGCCGCCCGCAUUCUCAUCAUGGCCGCCAACUCGAUGGAAUACAUCGACCAUUCGGGCGUGCAGCGAAUGUGCCGGAAUGCGCUAGCACUGCAGCAAACGCUGAGCAGCAUUACGGCGUCGCGUGAGGUGGCCCUGGACUAUGCACGGUCCUUCUACGAAAUGUUCUACCUAGAUCCGGAGGAAAUUCUCACCUCCAUCGUGGAAAAGGGCGCCCAGUUUACCGAGAUGCAAUACCUAAACGCGCUGCAGCUGAUCUUCCGCAACCGUGGCAUCGUGGAUCCGGCCGUCGUCGGGACCUAUCAGCAAAAGCUGUCCGAUCUGCUCGGCACAAAGCCCGCCCUCGGUGUGACCGUGUGAUCCGCCAAUGCAAACGCAAAAGUCGAACAAAAGCAUAGCAAUUACUAGCAAACCUACUGCCGCGUAUAGUCUACGUAUGUCUGCACGCUUUCAAGGAGCAUUGUUGAAGCGUUUAGCAACGAAUCGUCGUUCCGCACCCUGAGGUUCGUUUGCACUCUGGCUAGGCGAUGCUUUCAAUGCGUCUUUGCGAAGUGUUGUGUGCUCCUUUUACGACGGUGUUAAUGCUAGGGAUUUUCAAAUUGUAACUAAAGAAGCUUACGUGGGGGCGAGCGCCCUCGCGGUAGGAAAACAAAGCGAUUAAAACAUAUUAAACGCAGCUGUGGCGUUUGUGUAGGUAUAUUGCAACAAAAUAA